This is a messenger RNA of Gadus macrocephalus (Pacific cod), 4821 nucleotides long. RefSeq names its product forkhead box G1c (gene foxg1c). Gene Ontology annotation, biological process: regulation of transcription by RNA polymerase II. Gene Ontology annotation, molecular function: DNA-binding transcription factor activity; sequence-specific double-stranded DNA binding. Bases 1450 to 2829 code for a protein of 459 amino acids. Gene Ontology annotation, cellular component: nucleus. The transcript has a single exon. NCBI's taxonomy places the organism in Eukaryota, Metazoa, Chordata, Actinopteri, Gadiformes, Gadidae. The record is from RefSeq and is a predicted model, not a curated record.
AAGAUGGAUUCACAAGAAAUGUCCCUAUCCCCAGUUCGACUUGGAAGGCUAUAUGUGGGGUGUGUCUGCGUCCUGAUAUAUAUCUGGAUUAUAGAUAUAAUUGAAAGCUUGUAUUAGGCCCAUUUGGAUUGAUUUGAACCUUUUAUGUUACUGUCAGUUGUUCUCGGAUUAAUCCCAAACCUACGAAAACCAAAUCCAAUCAAAAUCUUCCUAUAGGCGAUAAACGGAGGCAAGCUUGAGUAUAGGCUACUUGCAACAUGUGCACGUAGCUACAAUAUCAACUUACCAUGUUUGACUUAAAUAUAAAAGAGUGUAAAUCCAGUAAAGGUCUAUGAACAUAUCUGAAAUGGUCUAGUCAAUAGAGGCUAAUUGAAAGAGGGAUGCCAUAUCUUGAGUUGCCUGUGAGAUACAGAAGGAAAAAGUACGAUACAAGUAAAAUAAUGUUAUCAAUCGAAAAAUCAAGCCAUUGAGGUCUGUAGGUCUGUGUCCCCAGUCAGCGGUGGUUCUAGACCAUUUCAGUGGGUCAGGCUUGGUUCCGUCUCCUAUUUUAAGGACCAAAGUAUCAUUCAACGUCCGUGGUUCCAUUAGAACUAUCUCUGUCCUAGAAGAGGUGUAGCUUUUUCAUCCAUCGGUUUUUACAGGUUUGAAUAGAGCAUCACUUACCACCGCAGGGGGUGCACCCUUAAGCAAAGAACAUUGCCAUUAUUGACUUGACUCUGCAAAAAAACUGCAAAUGUUCCCAUGACGCACAAGUGUUAUCAUGUAGGCCAUGGAUUAUGGAGAACCCUUUGUUAGAUUGAGGCAAAUAAAUUGGGUUUAAAUCAAAUGCUUGGCGUACUACGUUGACCUUGGUCUAAUAACCCCACUUUGCCUGUCAACCUCCUGGGCAGAUCUAGUUUGCUCAACCGUGCAAGGCCUAUUGACAAAGUUGUUUGUUUCCCUGACCCAACUAUAUACCAUUAAUAGAGGAUUACAAUGUGUUAUUCUUUUAUAAACAAUUGAACUGUUGCGGUUGCGACGGGUUAUGAUGACACCAUGAAUCAUCAUUCAGAGAGCGGAGAGAUGCUUGGGUCCCGGGGGCGAAGCAGCACGAAGGUGAAGUGUUGAGUUUCAGGAGUGGGAGGAAGUGUUGUAAUUAAAGCAGAGUUCAGCCAUCAGUCAAAGAGGUGUAGCGGGCCGGGCUCCAGAGGAACGACUCGCCUCUGCUCUCAAGUGGCGGUGACACAGUGCGGCGGGCCGGGCUCCAGAGUAACGACGCGCCUCUGCCCUCCAGUGUUGGUGACACAGUGCGCCGUGCAACGGGCUGACCUCCAGCGAGGAACUACGCGAAUCUGCUCUCCAGUGGUGGUGACACGGUGCGCACGUGUUGCGUGUCUUCGGCUCGCCAGCGCGUCGUAUCCGCGUCGCGCGUCGCGUUCUCGUGUCAUCAAGGGCUAUAUCGCAGUCAGAAUGCAGACUGACACUUUAAGGACGCAGGGCAUGUUGACCGUGGACGAUUUGAAAACUCCUGCACAUUUUUACCAUAAAUCCCCUUUCAGCAUCAGCAGCCUACUGAGACGAGAGGGGGUGAUGUGUGGAGAGGGCGACGCGCUGCAAGGGGUUCCCAUUACGCACGGAGGCAGACCCUGCUCUGGAGUCCCCAUUACGCACGGAGGCAGACCCUGCUCUGGGGUCCUGGGAGUGGUUCCCAGAACUCACGGAGGCAGCCCUUGCUCUGGGGACCCGGGCACGCCGCCACUUGAUCCUCAGGACCGCACGGAACACGGCCGUGGUGGGAUGAUCUGCAACAACGCCGAGGAAGAAGGUAAAGAGGAAAAAAUUAUCGUUGUUCCAAAAGACAAACUGGGGGGAAAUGAGUGUGAAUCGAAUAAAUCAGAGGAAGAAGAAAAGGUUAAACCACAAAAGCCCCCGUUCAGCUACAACGCGCUCAUCAUGAUGGCCAUCCGCCAGAGCCCGGAGCAGCGGCUCACUCUGAACGGCAUCUACGAGUUCAUCAUGGGCCACUUCCCGUACUACCGGGAGAACCGACAGGGCUGGCAGAACUCCAUCCGGCACAACCUGAGCUUAAAUAAAUGCUUUGUGAAAGUGCCGCGCCACUACGACGACCCCGGCAAGGGCAACUACUGGAUGCUGGACCCCUCCAGCGACGACGUGUUCAUCGGGGGGACAUCUGGGAAGCUCCGGCGCCGCGCGUCAUCGGGCCCCACCAGGGGGGCCAAGCUGGCCCUCAAGAGGGCCGGCCACGGCCUGACGUCCACCACGGCGACCAGCCUCACCUUCGCCGCGGCAGGCUCCUUCUACUGGCCCCUGCAGUCGUUCCUGGCCCUCCAGCAGCCCGUGCGCCCCCCGUUCUGCACGGGGGGCCUUCUGGGGCCCCGGCACCACCACCACCACUCCGGUUACGCCACGUCAGUUCUGUCGCAGCGUACGCGCCGCCAUGUGAACGCAACGUGUAUGGGGGAGGAAUCCGCGCAUCUGCAGAGGAGCCAGGAGAGGAACCAGGAGCGGACCGAGGAGAGAUCUUACUUUGGUGUGAGUUGCGCGCAGUCGAGCCCCCAUCAGAUCAGCGCGACCGCCGCGUUCUCCGCGUCAAUGAUCCCGCUGUCUCUGUCCGACCCCGGUCCGUUUAAUGUGCUUUCCGGACAAACCAGUUACUUCUACUCGCAACAAAUGCCCUAUAGCGCAGUGUUUAACCCGUGCCAGGAGGAGCGGGCCUUCUCUAGGACUUUUCAGGGCAGCGCGCUGUGUAAGAACGGCCAGUCGGAGUGUGUGAGCGCCUAUGAGUUCCCUAGUUACUAUCCUCCACCCAAUCCGACCCCCGGGGUGUAGGAACACGUCCACUCCAUCCGACCCCCGUGGUGCAGGAAACGUUCAUUCCAUUCGACCCCCGUAGUGCAGGAAGCGUUCAUUCCAUCCGACCCCCGGGGUGGAGGAACGCUGCAUGUGAGGGCCAGGGUAUAUGGCGCUCAAAUCAUGAAAGUAUGGAGACACUUUCUAAACCACUAACUGAUCACUAAGUAGGCCUGUUCCCUGUUGACCUGUAAUAAAAGCUAAUUUUAAAUGUAAUGCCUUUUUUGACCAAAAUAAACUAGGACUUUUUUAAAUUGUAUUAAUCCUAAUAUGUAUUUUUUUGUUUAUAUUAGGCCUAUAUUAAACAGUAUGCUAUAGGAUAUUUCAUUUCGGCAGGCCUAAUAAGUCAGUUAAAUGUAUCAGGUGGCAUUACGGUUUUUACCAUGUUUGUAAUUGCAUUGAUUGCAACACAAGCCAACUUAUUUUUUUUUAACCAAAGCUUCCUGCUGUUUAAUUUAGAUUUUCUUACGAUGAUAUUUUACAUGUCUGUAGACCUAUCCCCUCUCUUAGAGAACAUGUAAAUAAAUCGUUGCGGAGGAAGGAAAUUAUUCGAUGUAUCUGCCUUGCACUGACGCAUGCAGCUGUUGUGUAGCUAUAGGUCAUUAUGAAUAACAGAAUAACAUUAAAAGUCAAAGAUCACCCUCUUUUAAACCAAUCUAUUAACUCAGACAGACUUUCAGUUUGUUAUUCGUUUGAAAUUUAUUUUUAAUAAAUUUCAAGCGAAUAUUUAGAGGCUAGAUGUAAAGUAUUUUAUUGUUAUUGGCUGUUGAUUAUUUGGGCUCGGAUAUACCCUAUACUUGAUGGAUUAGGCGAUUUCUCAACCUUCUUAGGCCACUGCAUUUUUUAAAAAAAAAUAACACCGAAUUAAGAGAAAAUUAAAUCGAAUUGCUGAAGGCAAAGUAAAGCAAAUAAUAGCCCAAAUAAUGAACCUGUAACAUGAAUCAAAUGCCUAUUCUCUCGUCUAACUGUGCUCCAAAUGUCAACAUCUAAGAGGAAACGAGUCUCUGAAGGUAUUUUGAAGACACAAAAUGGAGGUAUGGGAACAAGGAAGUCAUCUUUUGUCUGUGCUUAACCAUUUGCAGGAACAUGUAGUGAUCUAAUGUGAGUCAGGGAUCAUCCACAGUUCACAUUCCACUCAUCAGUGCAACAACAUCAAUGCAGACUGAGAUGCCGCAUUAUAACAAUGAUACAGAACGUUUGUCUGCCUGAUGGUGUCAUAUGUGUCAAUAAAAUCAGACGUGUGGUUAGAGAACAGAUUAUCAGUCUGUGUUUGUCUGUGUAACACAGAUUACAUUUUUCUCUGUUUUUGUCGGUGGAAGGGGCGCCUCUUUUAAACAAAAGAGUCUUUCAUCAAAAGGUUUCAGUCUGUCAGCCAUCAACGUCUUCUAGCUCACUCACAUUCAGUCGCCUGUGGUUAAACAAGACGGCAGGCAUCGGGUAACCAGUGGCAGCGUGUGUUGGCAAACUCAAGGUCUAGAUAGAUAGAAAGAUAGAGCAUUUUUUCCCCUGCAUGAGUAAUUGUGGCUGUACCACUUGGAGUUCAGGCGAACCGAGUUGUGAAUCAACAGGUCUGGAUCAAGUUUUGUGUCCUGGGUUGGUGUAAUGGGAUACUGUUGUUGGCAUAAUAAAUAACUUUCUUGAUUUGACAUGGACUAAUAUCCUCACAGCCCUGGAGCCUCCCCAGUCCAGCAGAACGGGUAUUAGAAGAGUGGGGCGUAUAGCGACAUCUGGACAUGCAACACAGGGAUCCUUGACUUGAAAUGGGGUGAUAGGCUACAGUCGGGAAACCGAUGAAUACUUAUUUCUUCAAUGUACUGUAAACAUUUAUCAUGGCUUAAUAGGCCUAUUAUAUUGUACUAAAUUAUUUGUGUUGUUCUGUUAUGCAUGUUAUAGGCCCAUGUGUAUAUUAGAAAAUUUCCUCUGUGUGCAUCAUUUUUUCUUAUUUUUUUCAAAUAAAAAACGAUCCUGUAA